Molecule: messenger RNA, 2181 nt
Organism: Amborella trichopoda
Lineage: Eukaryota; Viridiplantae; Streptophyta; Magnoliopsida; Amborellales; Amborellaceae
Product: adenylyl-sulfate kinase 3
Biological process (GO): sulfate assimilation
Molecular function (GO): adenylylsulfate kinase activity; ATP binding
Source: RefSeq, a predicted model, not a curated record
AUUAUAAAAAAACAUUUUGUUUCAUGCUUCUCCAUCUCUCCCCACCAAAUCUAUGCUAUUUCCGUUUUGUAGAUAACAUAUGAUAUCAUCACUAUCUCCCCAAUUCAGGAAAAUUAACACUUUCCUCUCUCUCUCUCUCUCUCUCUCAAAAUCUCUCUCUCUCUAUAAAAAUAUGCCCUAGUCCUAUGCUAUUACACUCGCUAUGAGAGAAAAAAACACUAAAUAAAUAGAAGGAAAAGGAUCUGCCCCUCUUCUAUUUUUCAUAACUCCCAACCAGUUACAAGCUAUUUCUCUCUCUAUUGUUUAAAAAAUGGAGUCCCCCCUCUCUCUCUCUCUCUCUCUCUCUCUCUGAGAUUCAGAGCCCUUAAUUUAAAAACGUAUUAGGAGUUAACCCGAGUAUUUAUUCAUUAAAAACCAAAGCAAGGAAAGAAGGAAAGUAGAUUUCAGUUUUGCCAUCACCAUCCACUUGUGAGAUCCUGAUCCACUUCUUGCAUGCUCGUGCUUCUUUGCAGGCAACAAUCCAAAGCAAAAGCCAUAAAAAUUCCGAAAACCCAGGUGUAAAUGCAAGCGACAAGCUUCAAAUUACAGGAAGCCAUUGCCCCUUUUUUGGGGUUGGAUCACAAGAGAUGAUAGCACUUGGUGCAGGGUCAUUGGGGGGCUCUUGUUGUGAAUGUACAAUACCCAAGAAUUGUUCUGUAAACACUGAAGCUUUUUGGGGUUUUAAUGGUGGUGGGCUUCAGAGAGAGAGAAAGGAUUUUGGGGUUCCUCCCAAUUUGUGUUACAAGAAUUCUACUAAUUUGAACGGACUGAGAAUCAGUACUUAUUGUGGGGGAGGAAAUCGUAAUCCUUUAUCGAGUUUGUCAAGAAUGACUUAUUUGAAUGGAGAAGGUCAGAAUCCAACUCCUCAUGGAACAGAGGAUUCGAGCAAUUUGAAGGAAAUGGAUGUGAACCACCAUUCAAUGCGCACUGUGGGGAACUCUACAAACAUUGUCUGGCAAGAAUGUUCAGUUGGCAAAGCUGAACGGCAAAAGUUGCUUCAACAGAAAGGAUGUGUUAUUUGGAUUACAGGUCUCAGUGGUUCAGGUAAGAGCACAUUGGCGUGCUCAUUAAGUAGACAGCUUCACUGCAGAGGGAAGCUUACUUAUAUACUUGAUGGUGACAAUGUUAGACAUGGGCUGAACAAAGAUCUUAGCUUUAAAGCAGAAGAUCGAGCAGAAAAUAUACGCCGGAUUGGAGAAGUGGCGAAGCUCUUUGCAGAUGCUGGUGUCAUAUGCAUUGCUAGUCUUAUCUCUCCUUAUAGAAGAGAUAGGGAUGCAUGUCGAGCCAUGUUACCUGAAGGAACUUUUAUUGAAGUUUUCAUGAAUAUGCCCCUGGAAGUAUGUGAGGCAAGGGACUCAAAAGGCCUCUACAAGCUUGCACGUGCCGGAAAGAUUAAAGGUUUUACAGGGAUUGAUGAUCCAUAUGAACCACCGGUAAAUUGUGAGAUUGUAGUGGAGCAAAAAGAUGGAGUUUGCUCAUCUCCAACUGCCAUGGCAGAACAAGUCGUAGCGUAUUUGGAAGACAAUGGCUUUUUGCAAGCAUAACUUCACUUAGUCCUGUCCACCAGCCAAAUGACUGUCCACCAGCCAAAGGAGUUCUUUCUCCUUUACCAAUUGAUUUUUAUUCCGUCUGUCAACUGCCAAGUCAAAGGAGUUCCAUCUCCUUCACCAAUUGAUUUUUAUUCCAUCUGUCCACCGCCAAGCCAAAGGAGUUCUUUCUCCUUCACCAAUUGAUUUUUAGUUUGUCUGUCCACCGCCAAGCAAAAGGAGUUCAGCCAGUGAGUUCUUUCUCCUUACUGUAAAUCACAAAAUAAGCAUGUGAAUUCUUCUAUAUUCUAGUGGUCAUGUUAGGCAUUUGAAUUUGUCUAGAUUCUAGUGGCCAUGUUGGGUUUAUGUCAUGAAAACUGCCGUAUAAUAAUUGAUGUUUGGGCCUCAUUAGCAAUAAAUUGGGUCUCUAUGAAGAUUAAGGGAGAUAACCUGUGAGUUUGGCUUCGUGUUUUCACAUUUUGAUUUUUGAUUUUGAUUUGAUAUUAAUGGGUAAAAAAGAGAGGUUGGCCAGAUUUGAAAUGUAGGUGCUGAGAUUUAUGUAUGUAGAUGCUGAGGCUUAUGUUUGGCAAGUGGUCAUUUGUUAUUGAUGGUUGGA